Molecule: messenger RNA, 605 nt
Organism: Carassius gibelio (silver crucian carp)
Lineage: Eukaryota; Metazoa; Chordata; Actinopteri; Cypriniformes; Cyprinidae
Product: V-type proton ATPase subunit S1-like
Exons: 5
Coding region: 69-605 (178 amino acids)
Cellular component (GO): proton-transporting V-type ATPase complex
Source: RefSeq, a predicted model, not a curated record
AAGAGAAUCACAUGAUUGAAGAAAAAUCAGUCAUAUGAUCAUCUAUCAAUCACGUGACUCUCCCGAGGAUGACGGAAGUGGUAAUGCGGUGUAGGAGCGUUUCAACAAUGGCCUUCACCUCGGUUUUAUUAUUCAUCUGCUCGAUUUAUAGCUGUUAUGGUCAAGUGCCUCUGCUCAUGUGGACCAGUGAUGGGUCCAACCUACACCUGGCCCAACCUGCAGCUGGUCAGACAGUGUCUGGAGGGCAGCUGGGGUCUUAUCUGAAAUCUGCAUUGUCCGUUGCUCCACACAAUGUGCUGCUCUUCCUGCAGGAUAAGCUCAGUAUGGAGGACUUCACUAUGUACGGUGGAGUUUUUGGCAACAAGCAAGACAGUGCAUUUUUGAAUGUAGAGUCAGCCCUUCAGACGUCCUCCAGUCCUCUGGUGUUGCCAGCCCUGGACUGGUCUGCAUCACAUUCCACCCUGGAGAUUUUCCAGGGAGAGCUGGGUAUCCCAGCAGUUCACAUCAACCCCAGCACCCUGAGAGAAAUCAAAACUUCACACGAGGAUCUGGAGUCUCCAGCACACCAGUACUUCUUGCUAAAUCUGUACUUGGAUGUUUCAUAG